Messenger RNA from Maudiozyma barnettii, 957 nucleotides. RefSeq lists its product as uncharacterized. Bases 1 to 957 code for a protein of 318 amino acids. The record is from RefSeq and is a predicted model, not a curated record. The transcript has a single exon. NCBI's taxonomy places the organism in Eukaryota, Fungi, Ascomycota, Saccharomycetes, Saccharomycetales, Saccharomycetaceae.
AUGUCUCAAACUUGGUUUUCCAAAUCCACCCUACUUUCCUUAGCUGUUCUUUUGACUGCCUCCAUUGCUUUGCCAGUUGUCAAGAGGGACACUAUUAAGAUCGGUAACAAAGGUUGGUACUUUGACUUAAGCGCUGCUGACACUUCUGCUUGGGCUGGUGCAGUCUCCACUGUCUGUGCCUCCGGUAACGUUGGUGUCUGUGCUGGUGAAACUGUCGUCGCUACCGUUCUAACUGGUAUCAUGGCACUAGGUAACACUGGUUCCACUACCUCUUCUUCAUCCUCUUCUUCUGAUGAUAACACAGUUGCUAUCACUACUGCUGCAGCUGCUGAUGUUGGUGUUACCACCACCGUCGCAGCUCCUGCUGCCACCUCAUCUGCCUCUGCUUCCAAUAUCUUAGGUAACGUUGUCUCAGCUGUUGAAAACGUUCCUAAGGAAAUUGAAAGUCUUCUAUCUGGCUCUGGUGUUAAUUUGUUAGGUGUCUACAACAUUUCUUCAAAGGUUUCUGGUGCUGUCCAAAACAUUAUCCAUUUCGAUACUUCUCUAGGUCAGCAUAUUGCUGCUCAAAUUGGUGGCGAAGCCGCAAACCUAACUCAAUUAGCUGAACAAAUUGUUAAGGCUGUCCCAGGUAUUCCAACAUUCUCUAACUUGACUGUCCUUUCUGAACAAGCUGUCCAAGCUGCUGCCAAGGACAACGGUGAAAAUGUUAUUAACUGGAUGACUUACAACAUAAAGGAUGCUGAAGAUGGUCUAACUGAUAUUAUUAACAGUCUAGGUGGUGCUGACAUGUCUCAAUUCGCCACUGAAAUCAACAAUUUCAUUUCAAACAACGGUGCCUGGAAGUUCUGUCUAUCUCCAUCUACUCAACUUGUUAAUGUUACUGUUAGUGAAUCCCACAAGUUAUUCGGUGAAAUCUACUUGAACACUUACGGUGGUAUUGAUGCUGAAUGUCAAUGA